AUGGUGGAGCUGGAAAAGCAAAAAUACCUCUACUUCUGCCUUUCUACAAUAGUCUACUCUUUUACAUUGAUAAUAAGUAGUGUAAUCAUAUAUGCCAUUUUGAAGGAGAGAAGCCUCCAUGAACCCAUGUACAUUCUCAUAGCCAGUUUGCUCUUCAAUGAAAUCAUUGGAAGCUCCUCAUUCUUUCCAAAAUUGAUGAUUGACUUGAUCACCUCCUCAAAGAACAUCUCUCGUACUGAAUGCCUUAUUCAAAAUCUCUGCAUUUCUACUUUUGCAGUUUUUGAAAUGACCACUUUUACCAUCAUGGCCUACGACCGUUACUUGGCCAUAUGUCAACCUCUACAGUACAGCAUGCUAAUGACAAGUGAGAAGGUUGUGAAGAUAAUCUCUUGGUGUUGGGGCAUAACCUUCGUGAUCCUCGUCAUGCUUCUUCUUCUGACAGCAGCACUUCCUCUAUGCAGGGAUAAAAUAAACAAUAUUUUUUGUGAUAACAUGUCCCUCAUUGUGCUGUCCUGCGUAAAUUCAUCCAAUAGCAGUUUACCUUCAGCCAUCGUAUUUUCCAUCUACUUUGUCACCACCAUUGUGGUCACUGCUUUUUCCUAUUUAAGAAUAUUCUUUGUGUGCAUGAACUUCUCCAAGGAGUCACGUCAGAAGGCUGUCCACACUGUUGUCACUCAUCUGCUCAACUUUUCAGUCUUCCUAAUUGGAGUGUUUUUUGUUGUGCUUAGAUACAGACUGGAUAAUGUUACCCUUCCACUAACUGUUCAUGUUCUCCUCUCUGUCACCCCUUUGGUGUUCCCAGCACUCUUUAACCCUCUGAUCUAUGGAGUACGGACCCAUGCCCUAAAAAUAAGACUCAUCCAAUAUUUGUGGAAAGCAAAUUUGGGGGGAAAGUGGAAACAAAUCCAUAUGCAUUAA
Molecule: messenger RNA, 918 nt
Organism: Staurois parvus
Lineage: Eukaryota; Metazoa; Chordata; Amphibia; Anura; Ranidae
Source: the annotation of a GenBank genome assembly